Messenger RNA from Haemorhous mexicanus (house finch), 4460 nucleotides. Its product is annotated as neurexin-2-like. NCBI's taxonomy places the organism in Eukaryota, Metazoa, Chordata, Aves, Passeriformes, Fringillidae. The record is from RefSeq and is a predicted model, not a curated record.
GGGGGUGGCCGGGCCCCCCCAGGGCCCCCCCAGGGCCCCCCCAGACCGCCCAGGCUCCGCAGCCAGCCCAGGCACCAUGACCUGUCCGGCCGCUGAGGGACACCCGGCGCCCGGGGGCCACCAAGAGACCAAAGCCCACCUGGGCUCUGUGACCCACCUGGGCGCCCAGCACGGCUCCAUGGCUCCUCAAGGCUCUGAGGGCCACCAAGAGACCAAAGCCCACCUGGGCUCCGUGGCCACCAGAGGAUCCGUGGCCAGCUGGACCUCUGCGGUCAGCCAGGACCACCGAGAGACUAAGGCCCACCUGGGCGCUGUCACCCACCUGGGCUCUGUCACCCACCUGGGCUUUGUGGCCGACCAGAACGUUGUGGGCAACCAGGACCACCCUGAGCCCGGUGCUGGUGGUGGCCCCGUGGUGCUCUUGGACUCCAAGAUCUCCCAAGGCUCUGAGGAGCACCUGGGGACUCGGCUCAGCCAGGUCCCUGUGACCCACCUGGCGUCUGUGGCCACCCAGGACCACCUGGAGAUGGAGGUGCAUCAGGAAUCUGUGGGCAGCCGAGGUUCUGUGGGCAACCGGGACCACCCAGAGCCCGACACCAACGUCCCCUUGGACUCCAAGGUCAACCAGGGCUCCGUGGGUCAUUCAAACCUGAAGGGCCACCAGGACCCCGUCCCCUCCCAGGCCUCUGAGGACCCCCAAGAGCCCAAGGUCACCCAGGGUCCCGUGGCCAACCAAAAGACCAAGGUCAACCAAAGCCCCGCGACCCCUCCAGGGGCCAAGGUCAACGAAGACCCUGUGGUGUGUUUAGACUUGAGGGUCCACCAAGCCCCGGUGGCCACCCGAGCCCCCGAGGACCCCCGAGACCCCCUGGAGCACCCGGACAGCCAGGCCCUGGUGGCUCUUACAGACUGGAACGUCCACCAAGCCCCCGCGGCCGAGCACAGCCCUGCGGACCCCCGAGAGACCGAGGCCAAGCCCGGCCCUCCGGACCCGAGGGUCCCCCCGGACGCCGCGGCCGAGGGACGCCACCUGGGCACCCGGUGCCACCGACCCCACGUGCCCACCUGGGCCACCCCGGCCGCCCACCCGCGUGCCCAAAUCCCCUCGGGCGCCCGCCUGGGGCUGGUGCUGCUGACUCUGGGCUCCCUCCUGCUGCCCUGCGCCCGGGGCUCGGCGCUGGAGUUCGGGGGCGCCCCGGGGCAGUGGGCACGCUACGGGCGGUGGGCACCGGGUGCGGGGGGCCAACUCAGCUUCCGCCUCAAGACCAACGUGACACGGGCGCUGCUGCUCUACCUGGACGACGGUGGCAACUGCGACUUCCUGGAGCUGCUGGUGGCCGAGGGGCGGCUGAGGCUGCGCUUCGCCAUCGCCUGCGCCGAGCCCGCCACGCUGGAGCCGCCGGCGCCGGUCAGCGACGGCCGUUGGCACGCGGUGCUGCUGACGCGACAGGCGCGGCACGCGGCGCUGGCCGUGGACGGCGAGGCGCGGGCGGCCGCCGUGCGCUCCAAGCGGCCCGACAUGGCCGUGGCCAGCGACCUGUUCGUCGGGGGGAUCCCGCCCGACGUGCGGCUCUCGGCGCUGACGCUCAGCACCGUCAAGUACGAGCCGCCUUUCCGCGGGUGGGUGGCCGACCUGCGGGUGGGCGACGCGCCGGCCGCGCUGCUGGGCGCCCAGGGGGUCCGGGGUGACGGGGACGAGCGUUGCGCCCACCACCCGCCCUGCGCCCACGGCGGCCGCUGCACCCUGCGCCGUGGGGAGCCUCGCUGCGACUGCGCCGGCACCGGCCACCGCGGGCCCUUCUGCGAGGAAGAGGAAGAACCCGCGGUGGAAGGUCCCGCCCACCUGCGAGUCACCGGCCAAGGGCCCGCCGAGGUCGCCGAGGGGGGGCCCGGCCGCGGCGCCGGCGAGAUCCAGCAAGCAGCGAAAGGCCGCGCCGAGUACGUGGCCACCUUCCGGGGCAGCGAGUUCUUCUGCUACGACGUGUCGCGGUCGCCGGUGCAGAGCAGCGCGGACGAGCUGGCGCUGGCGUUCCGCACGCGGCAGCGCCACGGGCUCCUGCUGCACACCGGCCGCGCCGCCGACUUCCUCAACCUGUCGCUCAAGGCCGGCGCCGUGUGGCUCGUCAUCAACCUGGGCGCCGGCGCCUUCGAGGCGCUGGUGGAGCCCGUCAACGGCAAGUUCCACGACGGCGGCUGGCACCACGUGCGCGUCACGCGCAACCUGCGGCAGCACGCAGGGAUCGGACACGCUAUGGUGACCAUCUCUGUGGACGGCAUCCUGACCACCACGGGCUACACGCAGGAGGAUUUCACCAUGCUGGGCUCCGACGACUUCUUCUACGUGGGGGGGUCCCCCAACACCGCCGACCUGCCGGGGUCCCCCGUCAGCAACAACUUCAUGGGCUGCCUCAAGGACGUGGUUUACAAGAACAACGACUUCAAGCUGGAGCUGUCGCGGCUGGCGCAGGAGGGGGACGCGCGGGUGACGCUGCACGGGGCGCUGCUCUUCCACUGCGACCCCCCCCCGGCGCUGGACCCCGUCACCUUCGCCACCCCCCAGGCCCACCUGGCGCUGCCCACCUGGCCCCCCGCCCGCGCCGGCUCCGUCUCCUUCGACUUCCGCACCACGGAGCCCAACGGGGUCCUGCUCUUCGGGCAGGGACCCCCGCGCGACCCCCCCGGGGCCGCCCCCCGCGGGCCGCCCCCGCCGCCCCCCGAUUUCCUGGCGCUGGAGCUGCUGGACGGACACCUGUACCUGCUGCUGGGCAUGGGCGGGGCCGGGCUGCGCCUGCGCGCCAGCGCCCGCAAGGUCACGGACGGGGAGUGGUGCCACGUGGACGUGCAGCGCGACGGGCGCAAAGGCUCGGUGUCGGUGAACAGCCGCAGCACGCCCUUCCUGGCCAGCGGUGACCGGGACGUGCUGGACGUGGGGGCCGAGCUGUACCUGGGGGGGCUCCCCGAGGCUCGCCCGGGACCCCCCGCGCCCCCCGAGCUCUGGGCCGCGGGGCUGCGCCUCGGCUUCGUGGGCUGCGUGCGGGACCUGUUCGUGGACGGGCGGAGCCGCGACGUGCGGGGGCUGCUGACCCCCGGGGGGGCUCCGGGGGUCGCCCCGCUCUGUGCCAGGGACCCCCCCCGGCUGUGCGCCAGCGCUCCGUGUCGCAACGGGGGCACGUGUCGCGAGGGCUGGAACCGAUUCGUGUGCGACUGUCGCGGCACCGGGUACCUGGGGCCGCGCUGCGAGACAGAGGCGGCGGUGCUGAGCUAUGACGGCAGCAUGUACCUGAAGGUGCAGGUGCCGGGCGAGCAGACGGAGGCCGAGGACGUGUCCCUGCGCUUCAUGUCCCCCCGAGCCUUCGGCCUCGUCCUGGCCACCACCUCGCGCCACUCGGCCGACACCCUGCGCCUCGAGCUGGACGGGGGGCGCAUGAAGCUCACCCUCAACCUGGACUGUGUCCGCGUGGGCUGUCACCCCAGCAAGGGCCCCGAGACGCUGUUCGCGGGGCAGCGGCUGGAUGACAACGAGUGGCACUCGGUGCGGGUGGCCCGGCGCGGGCGCAGCCUCCAGCUCGCCGUCGACAACGUCACCGUCGAAGGACAGCUGUCGGGCUCUCACACCCGCCUGGAGUUCCACAACAUCGAGACCGGCAUCGUCACCGAGCGCCGCUUCCUGGCCGUGGUCCCCUCCAACUUCCUGGGCCACCUGAGCGGGCUGGUCUUCAACGGGCUGCCCUACCUGGACCUGUGCCGCGACGGUGACAUCAGCUCCUGCGAGCUCAACGCCCGCUUCGGCCGCCGCGCCAUCGUGGCCGACCCGGUGGCCUUCGGGGGCCGCGGCUCCUACGUGGCGCUGGCCACGCUCCAGGCCUUCUCCUCCUUCCACCUCUUCUUCCAGUUCAAGACCACGGCGCCCGACGGCCUCAUCCUCUUCAACGGCGGCAGCGGCUCCGACUUCCUGGUGGUCGAGCUGGUCAAGGGGUACAUCCACUACGUGUUCGACCUGGGCGAGGGCCCCUCGCUCAUGAAGGGCAACUCGGAGCAGCCGCUGCACGACGGGCGCUGGCACGAGGUGGCCGUGGCCCGGGAGGGGGGGGCCCUGCACGGGCUGCGCGUGGACGGGAGACCCGUGACCCAGCACGGGCAGGGCGCCCGCGGGCUGCAGCUCAAGGGUGAGCUGUACGUCGGGGGGGUCAGCCCGGGGCUCCUGGGGCGCCUCCCGCGGCUCGUGGCCUCCCGGGGGGGCUUCCGGGGCUGCCUGGCCUCGCUGGACCUGAACGGGCGCCUGCCCGACCUGCUGGGGGACGCCCUGAGACGCGUGGGGGACGUGAGGAGGGGCUGCGACGGCCCCAGCACGACGUGCGCCGAGGACUCGUGUGCCCACGGGGGGGUCUGCCUGCAGCAGUGGGACGGCUUCACCUGCGACUGCAGCAUGACGGCCUUCGGGGGGGCCGGCUGUGCCGAGC